Prunus armeniaca (apricot) is the source of this 294-nucleotide messenger RNA. The record is from the annotation of a GenBank genome assembly. NCBI's taxonomy places the organism in Eukaryota, Viridiplantae, Streptophyta, Magnoliopsida, Rosales, Rosaceae.
AUGAAAAAGAAGAAGAUUCCUAUAGAGAAGAUUGAAAAAAAGAAGUCUCAUAAUGUGACUUUGUCAAAGACAAGGAAUGGUCUAAUCAAGAAAGCUUGGGAGUUCUCAAUUCUCUCCAGCGCAUCCGUUGGCGUUCUUGUAAUCUCUGUAGCCGGCCACCAUUACACUUAUGGCUUUCCUUCCCUUGACUUUGUGGUCGACCAAUUCUUCUCUAGAACCACUGUUGGCCCUUCCACUUUGACGACUGGUUCGUCUUCCUUUGUCUUCGUGGAUGACCAAUUCCUCGCAAGUUAA